Molecule: messenger RNA, 1571 nt
Organism: Beta vulgaris subsp. vulgaris (sugar beet)
Lineage: Eukaryota; Viridiplantae; Streptophyta; Magnoliopsida; Caryophyllales; Amaranthaceae
Product: cytosolic sulfotransferase 15
Exons: 1
Coding region: 64-1092 (342 amino acids)
Biological process (GO): sulfation
Cellular component (GO): cytoplasm
Molecular function (GO): sulfotransferase activity
Source: RefSeq, a predicted model, not a curated record
CAUUGUCAAAGAUCUACCUUUUAUAAAUUGGACAUGAAAAUCAAACCAGUUUAAACCAAAAAAAUGGAUACUCACAACUUUUCCAAAGAAGAAGAGACAAUAAAAGAGGAGAAUGAGUUCAAUGGUAUUACCAAAGAAUGUAAGCAAUUACUAAUUUCCCUUCCUAAAGUUAAAGGAUGGAGAACUCAAAAUCUCUAUCUAUUUCAGAGUUUUUGGUGUCAACCAAAGGAAAUUCAAGCCAUCAUUUCCAGCCAAACACACUUUGAAGCUCAAGAUAGUGAUGUGAUAAUAGCCACGGUUCCAAAAUCCGGCACAACUUGGCUCAAAGCUCUUGUUUUUGCCAUCAUUAGUCGACAUCGUUUCGAUCUUAACUCUAAAGAUCAUCCUUUAUUAAGGUCUAACCCACAUGAUCUUGUACCAUUCUUAGAGUACAAAGUGUAUGCAAAUCAACAAAUCCCAACUUUGUCAAAUCUUGAUUCUCCAAGGUUUUUUGCUUCUCAUGUUCCUUACCAUUCUUUGCCUAAAACUAUGACCAAAAACAACUCAAAUUGCAAGAUUGUUUACAUAUGUAGGAACCCUUUUGACACUUUUGCUUCAAUUUGGCAUUUUAUGAAGAAAAUAAGGCCUAAAUACCUUGGACCUUUCUCAUUGGAAGAAGCCUUUGAUAUGUAUUGUAAAGGUGAAAUAGGGUAUGGACCAUAUUGGGACCAUAUGUUAGGGUAUUGGAAAGAAAGUUUGAAAUCACCUGAAAAAGUUAUGUUUUUGAAGUAUGAAGACUUAAAAGGGGAUGUUCUUGUUCAAGUGAGGAAAAUAGGUGAGUUUUUUGGGCAUCCAUUUUCGCCUGAAGAGGAAGAAAAUGGAGUUGUUGAGGAGAUUGCUAAAUUGUGUAGCUUCAAAAGUUUGAGUGAUUUGGAAAUUAACAACAAUGGGAAAUCUAUACUAGACUUUGAUAACAAAGGUUUGUUUAGGAAAGGUGAGGUGGGAGAUUGGGUUAAUCUUUUAAGUAAGGAGAUGGUGGAAAGAUUGGGUAAAAUUAUGGAAGAAAAGUUACAUGGUUCUGGCUUGGAGUUCCCACAUGUUUCAAUCGAUUGACGAAAAUUAUACGCUCAAGUCCCUUGAUUUUAUGGUUCAAUUGAUGAAUCAAUAUAGUGAAUACAAGGUUGUUUUUACUAUUUGCCAUAUCUUUGCUAGGUGUUUAUGGAACUAUUAUAGCAGGUUGGUCUAGUAAUUAUAGGGAGCGGUCGUUGGAUCGCCUAUGAUAUUAGGACCAAUAGGUAAAAAUAACCUUGUUCCAUCAAUGGUCCUCGGUCAACUCGCUCUCUCCCGUCUAGUGAUUUAAUGAAAGGAAUUCAUGGAGACUCAUUUUCUAGGAAAAAAUCUGAAAAUAAGAAAGAGAUUAUUCCCUAAGAGUUUGUCUAGUACCAAUGUACCAUCUAUAUUGAAUAUAAGGUUUGUUUACUAAGCCAUUAUUUUUCUAUAUUUUUUUUAUUUAUUUUGCUUAAUAUCUCAAAUAGUACAAUGUAAUCCUCGGUGAUAUCAUUUUUAUUAUUGUAUUUAUAUGUUAUCGUUAA